AUGCCUUAAAAUAUAAUAAUAGAACGCAAAAGGAAAGAAUAUGCCAAAAACGAUGUAGAAGAUUUGAUUAAAUAAGAAAACAUAGACUAUGAUGAAUAUUAUAAUUGGAUGGAUUUAAAAUUAUUUUAUGAUAAAUAAAUGGAUGAUUAUAAUGCACGAGAACAGAUAUAUUUUGUAAAAUAAAAAAAAAUAGUUAUUAAAGGAAAAGCUUUUAUAAAAUAAGGAGUUUGGAAGAAAUUUACUUUAGAAGAUUAUUGUGAAUAGAAAGACUAAUUUUUUAUAAAAUUCGAGGAAAAUGGAUGUUAUGAAUAUUUUGAUAGAAUUUAUUUAUAUUUUGAAUGUGAAAAUCCCAAAAAAUUUAUUUAAAGGUUAUCUGGUGCUUUUUAGUAAAGAAUAAAGAGUGACUCACUAAUUAGAUAUAAUUAUAUUAUCGAUAAUAUGCCUCUUUAAGAUUUGUAGGAAUUAAAUCCUUAUUAAAUUAAAAAAAUAAAGGAUUUAGUUUAAAUUAAAUAACUUUAAAACAUGUAAAUAGCAUCUCUACUUGUAGAAAUUAAUAAAGAUUUUUGUAGAACUAUGAAUAAAAUGAUUUUUGAUUUACAUUUAAAAAAUAAUUUUGUCUAAUAAUAGGAUUUUUUUAUUGUUAAAAAUUUAAAUAAUUUAAAGUUUAUUUAUAAUUAGUCUUAAAAUAAAGCUUAAAUGUUUGGGCAUAUUUCAAUAAAUAGAGGAGAUACAAUAAUUAUUUAAAAUAAUUAAAAAGUUGAGAUUGAAGAAUAUAAAGGAUUUAGAAAAUUAUUUAAGGACUUUUGUAUUGAUUCAUUGCAUAUGAAAAUAGAAGUUGUAAAAUCAUUAUAAUAAAUAAAAGAUGAAUGCUUAAAACUAAGCUAAGUAAAUGUUUUUAAUACUAAAUUUUAAGGUCCUUUUGUAUUAUAAGAACUUAGAUAUAUUCAAGAAUCUGCAAAUAGCAAAUUAAUGCAUUAUAUAAACGAUGUUUGGGUAUCAAAUGUGGAAAAGAUUAUAAAUUAAAAUUUCGAAAAAGUAGGAAAAGGUUGGUAUAAUUUAAAAGAAUCAAACAGUUAAACAUAUAAUUUUAGUAAAUUAAAAAGAUUUUUAACAUUAGUUAAGUUAAUUAUGUAGGAUUCUAUAUAUUCCUUAAUUUAUGAAAAUUUUAAUAUUUUAGAAUAAUAUAUAAUUAAUUAUAUUCCAAAAUAAACAUAAGUUAUAAAUCUUUAAAAUGUUAUUAAUAUAUAUAGAACAGAAAAAUAAUAAAAGGCUUUAUUUAUUAUUGAUAUUGUCAAAAGUUAAACCGAAGAAGAAUAUUUAUAUGCGAUAAAUCCUGAUACAUAUAUAUAAAAUAUAUUGAAUUUUUUUGAAAAAACACUUUAAAAUAUAAAAACUAUACCAGAUAUUGAAUCCAUAAUAAUGACCUAACUAUAUACUAGUUUAAGUUCAAAAACUUAUUUGAAAACAAUAUAGAAACCUAAAGAAAAACCUUUUAAAUAUGGAUAAGAAUCAAAAUACAAAAACUUUAAUUAAGAAGGUACUUGGAUAUGGAAUUUAUUAGAUAAUUUAAAGGAAAAAUUAGAAGAGGGAAUACAGCCUUUAAAAUUAUAUUUGAGUAAAUUUGAAGAAUUCAAUGAAAUUAUGAAAUUAAAUACCGAAGAAUACAUAAAUAAAAUAAAAAAAUAAGGAAUAGAGUGUGAAAUAAUCAAAAUAUAAACAGAAAUAGAAAAAGUAAAAAAAUAAAAUAAAAAUAUAUUUAAAUUAAUCUAUACAAAAGAUAUAUUAAUAAGAAGAGAAAAUAAAAAAUCAAAUCCCAUAAUUAAUAAAAGUAUCCUAUUUUUAAAUCUGUUCAAAGGAAGCGUUAAAUUAUUUAGCAGAAAAAUACAAUACAUUGAGAAAUAAAUUAACGAGCCUAAUAGUUCUUCGCGCAAAAGAAAAUACAUUAAAAAUAUACAACUCGUACCAUGCGAUAUAAUAAAACCUAUAAACCCAUCCAAAAGAUAUUUUCCAAUUAUCCGAAAUGCGAGAAUAUAUUUAAAAAUUGCCUUCCCAAGUUGAUAUUCUGAGUCUAAAAUUUGAAGAAGUUUCCAAAAUAUAUGAUAUUUUAGAGAAAUAUAACUAUAUGUUAUCCAGUGAUGAUUUUGAUAAAAGAUGGCAUGUGUUCGGGUCUGCUUAAUAAAUGUAUUCUUUAAUAGAAAUAAGGAAGUAGGAUUUGGAAAAAUUAGGGUGCAAAUAUUAGAAUUAAACAAUGGAAGAAUAAGAAGAAUUUAAUGGAAAUUUAGAAAUAUUAGAAAAAAGUAUAUAAAGUCUAUAUAAUUAUAAUGAUUUGAAUAUAAAUGAAUAUCUAUAUCAUAAAGUGAAUAAUAUACAAAAUUAACUUAUUUAAUAUAAAGAUAUGGCCAAAAGAUUUAAUUUAAUGGAGAUUCUUUAUAAAUAAAAAAUUACUAAUUAUGAAUUUUUAGAUGAUAUGAAUUAAGAAUUUAUACAUUUUUAUUAUUUAUGGACAAUUGCUUUUUAAUGGCCAAAAGAUGAGGAAUUAUGGAAAAGCUAGUAUUGGG
Ichthyophthirius multifiliis is the source of this 2558-nucleotide messenger RNA. RefSeq lists its product as hypothetical. The record is from RefSeq and is a predicted model, not a curated record. The transcript is spliced from 6 exons. NCBI's taxonomy places the organism in Eukaryota, Ciliophora, Oligohymenophorea, Hymenostomatida.